GUUUCUAGUGUGGAGGCUUUUUCUUCGCGCAGAGACACUGUUUGGUUUUUGUUUGAUUCAGUGUUACUCUUCUAGGCAGAUAAGGCUUCACCCCAAUCACUCUACAAUCACUCUACAUACAUGUAUACUACUUCUGUGUUAUAAAACAAAAUCUCACGAUUCAAGACAGAACUAGUUUUUGCUAUUGUUUGAUUUUACAAUGUUGAUUAGUGAACUUCCAGAUGAUUGUUUGCUCGCCAUUUUUGAUCAUAUCAAUAACAUAUAUGAUUUAAUAAGCUGCUUUAAAGUGUGUAUCAAAUGGAGUCAUUUAAUUGCUCAGCGAAACAAAAAAGUUAAAUAUUUGAUCGAACUUUACCCGGAGCGUGAUGAUUGUGUCUAUUAUCGAGGUAUUAAACAGAUCGAUGGAACUUAUUUAAACACAGAAUUUCCAAAUUUAAUAAUUUCUUAUAAACUCGAGGAAGAGGAAAAACGAAAACAUAAUUGUGCAUUGGUCAAAAAUCAAGAAUCUAUGCAAGGACCAAUCAACUCACAUCAAGGACCAAUAGAAAAAUAUCGUUUUCAACUCAAAAUGGUAUCUUUUGAUUUAAUUGAGCCAAAAAUUCAACAUGAGGGUUCCAGUGUAAAACAAUUGUUCCGAGUCAAAAGUUUAGAUCAAUUCAAAAAAGACGCACACUUGUUCCUAAAUCUUGAAAGACUAAAUGUUUAUGACUAUUACUAUAGCCUCAAUAGCUCUCUUUACGAAGGUCCAGUAUUGGAAAAGCUUAAAAUAGCUGAACUUGCCUUCUUUACUAUAAUGCGGUCAGAAGUUUGUUAUGAUUUCCAGCUCAUUGAUUCAUGUCCAAAUUUACAAAGUGCAUUUAUUGUCGCGAAUACUAAUCGCUUCUUUUUUGAUGGAACAUUAAAACACAAAAGUUUGCAAGAUUUAGUUUUAACUGGGAAAUCUACGUCAAUCGACUGGAAUGAUUUAGAGCGAUUGCUUAUGAAAUAUCCGAAUCUCAAACAUCUUGCGUUGUGGAGACAAUUUGGCAUAAAAGAUGAGCAUAUCAAGCAAUUGGUUCACAUGUUACCCAAUUUAGUGCUACUUGAUGUUCGUGGAUGUCGUUGGGUCACUCACAGAGCUGCUAAGUAUAUCCGAGUUUAUUGUGAGCUAUAUGAACGAUCAAUCAAGUUUUACUUCAGAGGCAAUUACCAUGAAAUUGAAUCAGAUUGGCCUCAGUUAUCCACUAAUCUAGAAUACUUUAGCCGAGGUUUUGAUUUCAUGAAACAUUGUUUUCUUAAAAAAUUUAGAGACCUUCCACAUUUCUUGGUUCCUAUUGAUGAUUAAAAAACACUUACUUUUAAUGUAUUUGUUAGUUUGACCUCUGAAACCCAUUUGAAGAUCUUGAGAUACAAAUGUAAAUCUGCGUUCUCCAAUCACUUCAUUACAUGGUUUGUUUUUUAGUGAGUAAUAUCUAUUUUCUAAAGAGUUUUCUUUGUGGCCAAAGAAUUUGAACUUUGGAUAAGGUUAAAGACCAGUAGAUAAACUUUAACUUCCACAGAGGUUUCAGAAUAUCGUUAAAGGUGAAUAAAUUGUCUAAUCGUUUUUGAAAAUA
Messenger RNA from Tetranychus urticae (two-spotted spider mite), 1592 nucleotides. NCBI's taxonomy places the organism in Eukaryota, Metazoa, Arthropoda, Arachnida, Trombidiformes, Tetranychidae. The record is from RefSeq and is a predicted model, not a curated record.